This is a messenger RNA of Helianthus annuus (common sunflower), 2002 nucleotides long. Its product is annotated as glucan endo-1,3-beta-glucosidase 6. Gene Ontology annotation, molecular function: hydrolase activity, hydrolyzing O-glycosyl compounds. Bases 315 to 1766 code for a protein of 483 amino acids. Gene Ontology annotation, cellular component: plasma membrane. Lineage: Eukaryota; Viridiplantae; Streptophyta; Magnoliopsida; Asterales; Asteraceae. The transcript has 2 exons. The record is from RefSeq and is a predicted model, not a curated record. Gene Ontology annotation, biological process: carbohydrate metabolic process.
AUAAUAAUACUAUUUAAAAGAACGUUUGAGUUUUGCUUUUUUACUCUGUUCUUGUUCAAGACUCUUCUUUCAUCUUCAAACCUUGAUCAUCUUCUUCACAUCCACAUAACAAUCAAAUUCCUUUGUGGGUUUCACUUCUACAACCACUAUCUUCAUCUGGGUACAAUAAAAAUCCAAUCUUGAUUCUGGGUUUUGUGUUUCUUGAAUUUCACCUUUCUUUUUCAAGAAACCCUCUAAAGAUCAAGACACCCUAUAAAGAUUCUCACUUUAUACAAUCUUUCGUUAUCAAGAAGCAUAAUUGGUGAGAAAUAUUGAUGGGGUUUUUAAAAGGGUGUGUGAUAAUAAUAAUAAUCUUGAUUCCAUUCCUGUGCUGGGUUGAAUUGGUGGGUGGAAUAGGGGCUAAUUGGGGCACACAGUCAUCUCACCCACUGCCUCCAGAGACUGUGGUGAAGUUGCUGAGAGAUAAUGGAAUCCAAAAGGUGAAGCUUUUUGAUGCAGAUUAUGGUUCUUUAAGGGCUUUGGGUAAGUCUGGAAUUGAAGUUAUGGUGGGAAUUCCUAAUGAUAUGCUUGCUACUAUGGCUAGUAGUAUGAAAGCUGCUGAAAAAUGGGUUUCUAAGAAUGUUUCAGAGCAUGUUAAUAAUAAUAAUGUUAAUAUCAGGUAUGUUGCAGUCGGGAAUGAACCAUUUUUAUCAACUUAUAAUGGGACUUUUCUCGAAACCACUUUCCCAGCUCUCCAAAACAUUCAAGCUGCACUCAUAAAAGCCGGGCUCGCCACCAAAGUAAAAGUCACGGUCCCACAAAAUGCUGACGUGUACGAGAGCUCGACAGGGGUCCCCUCGAGUGGUGAUUUCCGAGCUGAUAUCCAUGAUUACAUGAUCAAAAUAACCAAAUUCUUGAACGAUAACGGGUCACCCUUCACUGUCAACAUCUACCCAUUCAUAAGCCUUUACAUCAACCCAAAUUUCCCGGUGGAAUACGCGUUCUUUGACGGGAAUGCAACUCCAGUGAACGACGGUGGGACCACGUACACUAACGUGUUUGAUGCCAAUUACGAUACCCUCGUGUGGGCCCUACAGAAAAACGGGUUCGCAAAUAUGGGUAUCAUAGUAGGAGAGAUUGGAUGGCCUAGUGACGGUGACCGGAACGCUAAUAAUCAAUAUGCUCAACGGUUCAUGCAAGGGUUCAUGACUCAUAUAGCCGGUAACAAAGGAACUCCGAUGAGAACAGGCCCGCUUGAUGUUUAUUUGUUUAGUUUAAUCGAUGAAGACGAUAAAAGUAUUCAACCGGGUAACUUUGAAAGACAUUGGGGAGUGUUUUACUACGACGGGCAGCCUAAAUACGCGCUAAACCUUGGAACAACAAACUCCGGAGCUCUGAUUCCAGCCAGUAAUGUGAAGUAUCUACAGAAAAAAUGGUGUGUGAUGAAGGAUUCAGCUAAGUUGGAUGACCCAUCCGUUGCACAGUCGGUUAGCUACGCGUGUGCACUUGGGGAUUGCACGAGCCUCGGGUAUGGAACAUCUUGUGGUGACUUAGAUGCCCGAGGGAAUAUUUCUUAUGCUUUUAACAGUUAUUACCAGAAGAAUGAUCAGGCUGAUGAAGCGUGUAAGUUCCCGAAUGUUUCGACGGUUACGAAAGAGGAUCCUUCCACAAGGACGUGCCGGUUUCAGAUCAUGAUCGAGCCGUACAUUGGUGGUGUGGAUCGAUCGGUUGGGUCGAUCGGGAGCUUGGUUGCAGGGUUGGUUCUGUUUUUGGCAUUGGUUGUGUAAGGUUGUCUCUUUUUGGUCAAUCUUUGGUGGAUGGUUUAAGGAGUAUUGAAAUUUUGGAAAUUUUCAAGAGAAAGGUUGGUGGUGGGUAGAAAUGUGGUAGAUUUGUAAGAAGGUAGUUUAAUAUUUGAGAAUGUAAAACUAGGUUGGUGUGGAAGAAGUUUGGUGUUGAACUUGGUGUUCUUUGUUAUAAGGUUAAUAUAUAGUAUGGUGAAUAAUAAAAUUUAAUUAUUUGCCAA